AUGUCGAGUAAGGGAGCUGAAAAUCAGAAAGUGGAAGACAGAUAUUACAGUUGUGGGCAUGUAAUUGGGAUCGAUAUUGAUUCGUUGAAGAUUGACUAUGCUAGGCAUAAUGCUGCUAUUUAUGGGGUGGUUGAUCAAAUUGACUUUAUAGUUGGUGAUUUCUUCCUCUUGGCACCAAAGUUAAAGGCUGAUACCGUUUUCUUAUCUCCACCAUGGGGGGGACCUGAUUAUCUCAAGGCUACUACUUAUGACAUGAAGACAAUGCUUAGACCUCAUGAUGGUCAUACACUGUUUAGUGCUGCAAAGGAGAUUGCUUCCAGAAUUGUCAUGUUCCUUCCAAGAAAUAUCAAUUUCAACCAAUUGGCUGAGUUAUCUCUGUCAUCCAGUCCACCAUGGUCACUAGAGGUGGAGAAAGUUUAUUUAAAUAAUAAAUUGAAGGCCAUCACAGCUUAUUUCAGUGAUACAACAGUAGGAGGGUGCUAAGUUAAACACACUAACUUCUGCUGCAUAUUAAAUUAAGGGUACUCAUCCCCUGCGAGGAGAAAAAGAUUGACAAAGGGAAAAAAGCAAUGAGGUGGUUUUGAAGUUGUGCUUCUAGUAUCGGUACUUUUUCGAGGAAUUUUUAGCUCAAUCUUCAAUGUACCAAAAUAACUCUUGUUUCAGUUACAUUGUAAAAGCUGUGCAUACUGUAUUUACCCCUUUUCCCAAAUGAACUUGUACAUAUGACCUCUGUAACACUAGAUAUACAGAUAAAGUUAUUUGGGAAAGGUUUGUUGAUUGUGUAAUGAUGGGGGAAGAGAAUAGUACCCUCCACAGGUUAUAAAGAGGGAUUUCUUAGGAGAU
Messenger RNA from Vigna umbellata (rice bean), 843 nucleotides. Lineage: Eukaryota; Viridiplantae; Streptophyta; Magnoliopsida; Fabales; Fabaceae. The record is from RefSeq and is a predicted model, not a curated record.